UUUGUUGUUUUUUUCAUUUCAAUUUCAUGUAAACUUAUUGUUUAUACUUAUUCAUUUAUCGACUAAUAUGUUAGCUCAAGAAUCACAAACCGAGCCAAGUAAUGGUAACAAAAAUCGAACUCCAAGCCGAUGUAGAGAAUGGGAACGUCAAAGGCGUCUUAAAUUCAAUGAAGCAAUUGCUAAAUUAGGUGAAUUAGUACUGACUAUUAAUAAAGAAAAUGGAGAUACUGCAAAUGAUAAAUCAGGCAGCACUCAAUUUCCUAAAAUUGAAAUUAUACAAAAAGCUAUAAUUUGUUUAACAAAUUUUACACAUGAAAAGUCAAAGCUGAAAGCUGAAGUUUUAGCAUUGGAAGUGAAAUUGCAAGGAUUUAAAAAACUAAAAUGUGAUACUAAAGAUGAGUGCGUUCAGGUUACUCUAGGAACAGGAAGAGGUAAACAAAAUAAUAAAUACAUGAAGCUCUUAAGGUUAAAAAAAUGCAAAAAUAAUUUAGACAACAAGGAUGAUAAACCACAAAAAUCAGGGAAGGAUCCUCCUAAGUCAAGAAAAGCGUUAGGACAACUACCUAAACUGUUGCCUUUGCCAAGUAAAAAAGAAAAUACAAUUGUUAUGCUGCCAGCAACACCAUAUAUAUUUCCUCAAAGGCCAAUUUUAUUUCCGACUGCAACUCCAACGUUUGUUUUACUAGAUACCAAUUUACAAUCACUGAAUAAAUUGCCAAUUGUUAAUAGAAAUAUACAUGAUAUUACCAAAACUACAAUGGUAAAUGUGCUACCUAUAUCUGCAUAUUCACGUCCCUUAUCUGCUGCAAAAACAAAGCGAAAUAGUAAACCAAAAAGUACUGUUAAAAAAGGAACAAAGAAAAAAGAUGAAAGUAAUGUAUCUCAGAUACCUGUCAGUACCAAAGAAACUUUAAUUCGCGAAACAAGUAAAGAUGUUGAAGAAAAAAAGAAAACAGACACUGAUAGUUCAGCAGGACUCAUCGAACAAUCGGCAGAAAGCACGAAUACGGUGAAUACUGAUUCUUCAGAAAAACAAAUCUCAACUCAAUCUAACUCGGUCAAUAAUACAGAAGUUCCUAAAGAAACAAAUACAUCUGAAGAAAAUUUCCCUGCCAAAAUAUCGUCUGAAAAUCAAGAGAGUAUUAGUCAAAUGGAUAAGACUUCCAUGCCUCUGAAUACAAAUGUUGGAAGUCAUGCAGUUCCUAACACAAAACCUGCAGCAAAUGAACCAGCAACAACAAACAAAAACACUGAGUUCAAAGAUAAUAAAGAUCAAAUUCAGAAAGAUUCAAAAUUACAAAAUAUUUUGCAGCAGCCGAUAUGUGAAAACGUUGAUGCAGGCAAUGCUAGAUUAGAGUUAGCAGAAGAGUUUCUGGCUGCUUCGCCUACGGCUGCAUUUCUUAUGUCGUUUCCAUUAGUUAGCGGUAAUCGAGCUGACAGUCCCAAUGAGGAAACACCACAGAGUACAAACUUGAAAGAGAAUACUUGUAGAACAGAACUGCCCCCUCAGAGUUUCUUCGAAAAGCAAAAGCCGAAACCCAUAAGUAAACCUCAAAAUGAAAGCAUUAAAACGACAAUUGCUGAGAAAAAUCAAAAUCCCAAAAUCCUAAAUAAAAUUGCAGACAUUAAACCGCCCAUGACAACAGCAAAUGCGAGUGUCGGCAGUGAAAAUCCUUUCCUUAAUUUACCCCUCCCGACGAUUGUUACCACAAAUUGCAGCAUAACUGAUUCUUCAUUUGGCUUAGAUUUCGAUUGCAAUGUAAGUAAAGCCCCGUCGAACCAACCCGCUAAUUAUGUCAGUAGUAAUGCUUUGUUCUAUAAAAGUGAUCCGUUUGCAUCAGUAAAAAACACUGUUUACAGUACUAGUAGCCUGUCUUCUGGUCAUGAAUAUAACAGUCUCGGUCUGUAUCCUUGCGCGGUAGACAACUACUCCUCCAAAAAUAAAACUGACUUUCCUAACAUUGACGAAAAUCUUAUGAAGAUUAACUCAUCUAGACUUACCUAUGAUAUUGAUCUGGGAUGGUCACAUAAAAGUCUUGAUUUCAACUGUACGACAACAUCAAAUUCCCUCCACAAAGAUAAUAUAUUUACUUCAACCCCCUCGACUUACUCUAGCUCUUAUAAUCCCUUCAAUCCAGAAUUCCAUGCUUCUCUAUCCAAUGUAGCUAAAAAAGACUUGUUAACUAGUAAAUCGUCCACUUUUACUGAAGCAAUCACUAGCUUUUAUUCCCAGACCGGGAACUUAUGGGCUGACGAUGUGAGUUCCAUAUUUGCUAAUGCAUCAGCCACGAAAAAUACGCUUUCAAAGAACCAACAGUACACAGAACCUAAUCAAGUCAACAGUAAUGUAAAGGCCUCGAAGCAGUAUGAUUCCAAACAUAAUUUAAUAAAUUUAGACAACCAUAAAUCUCACACAACGGUCACAGGCAACCAACAUAAUGUAUCUGAGAAGUAUACGAAAAAGUCACCCAGUAAAAUGCACAUAAAUUGGAUGACAUCCGAAACCAGACCUUCACAAAACAAUUGUCAACAAAUUCAGUCAGAAACCAAAGAAAACUAUAAAGCAAACUAUGGCCACAUCAACGCAUCGAGAAAAGUGGGUCAAAAUGAAAAUUAUUUUCCUAUUAAUAUGCAUCAUUUCCCAUCGCAAAAUAAUCACGAGGAAUUGCAGAUGUGGCCGCCAACAAAACCCGCAGGAACAGCGGAAAUCAGUAUUGAACCACCGCCAAUUCACUUGCCAACGUUAGUUGGAGAUUUAGCAUUGGGGCCGCACGAAAAGAAAAGAAAUGAUUUAAUCAACAGAGGUAUAUAUCAAGCCGAUCAAAACUGUUCUAACUUCUUCUCUGUCACUCAAUUGAUGAACCGUUCUUCCGAUAUUCCAACUUCGCGGUCACAUGCAACAAACAUUGAACAGAAGCCCAAUACAAAACACAAUUUAAGCCAGAUUGUGAGCGAUACCAGCCGCAAGUCUAUCAAUCCACGCGAAAGCAAUCUUCAGCACUGUUAUGGAUUCGGUGAAGCUAAAGUAACCAAUAACUUUGAUGCACUAAACCAGUUCUCGCAUACGAAGUCGAAAACAAAUAAACAGGAGAAGAAUGCCAAACAACAAAAAAAUAAUUAUUCCGCUGAAGCGCUAAUACGCGGUGGUACGUGCAGUCAAAAAGUGCACGAGAACAAUACAAAAUUUAUAAUACCAUCUCAAAAAUUUGGUGAUUUUAAUGUUACGCACGAUACAAGCGUAGCCCAAGUGUCGCAUUACCCACCACUACUGGAUUAUUCGGAAAAUAGUUACGUCGGCCAACAAUAUUCCACCACAACAUUGUAUAAUUCAACGGCAAAUACAAUGCCUAAUACAUUUUAUUCGAAUUUUAUGCAAAAUGGAAGUAACUUAAUGCCCAGUAGUUACACAGGUGGUCCGUUUACCGGUGAAUUCGUAGAUUAUAACCAGUCAUCCGAAUGCAAUUACGUAAAUCACAAAUACGACGACAUCAAACUCAGAAACAACACAAACUUUCACCAAGACAAAAGCACAAGAAGAGAGGUCGCUAAACACAAACUUGAUUGCAAAAAGGAGACAACUAAGAAAUACCCCACAAAACGAUCGAAAAUUACCACAGAGUCUGAAGAAUGGGGGGAGAAUACAAACAUAUUGUGGCAGAAUAAAGGAAUGAAUAAGAGACACACCAAUAUGAUGUCAGAGGAAUUACAGUUUCCUAACCUCAUAGGCAAUCAGAUGCCCACACAGUAUCAACCAGAUUUUCUCAAUACCCACCUCAUGCCUUCAAACGUUCAGAGUGUAGGGUCUAAUGUCCACGGCGAAAGGACUUCAUCAACAUUCCCUGUAGCUUCGCGGAGUAACUUCAAUCUCAGCACAUUGUUUCCAGAAAUAACAAUGAAAGUGCAAUGAUAGACUGUAAGUAUACGCUAUGAAGACACUAUAACUGUGAUUACUAUAUUUUAUUAUAAUUAUUUAAAUAAAGUAAUGUUGUUCUGACAAA
Messenger RNA from Pieris brassicae (large cabbage white), 3998 nucleotides. RefSeq lists its product as uncharacterized. The transcript has 6 exons. Lineage: Eukaryota; Metazoa; Arthropoda; Insecta; Lepidoptera; Pieridae. Bases 68 to 3907 code for a protein of 1279 amino acids. Gene Ontology annotation, molecular function: protein dimerization activity. The record is from RefSeq and is a predicted model, not a curated record.